Trichoderma virens Gv29-8 is the source of this 1212-nucleotide messenger RNA. RefSeq lists its product as uncharacterized. The record is from RefSeq and is a predicted model, not a curated record. The transcript has 2 exons. NCBI's taxonomy places the organism in Eukaryota, Fungi, Ascomycota, Sordariomycetes, Hypocreales, Hypocreaceae. The coding region runs from base 1 to 1212 and encodes 403 amino acids.
AUGCCUCGCCAGCUCAAAUCCCUCCAGCCAAGACAGCGCGAGCUCCCCUUCUCCGAGCUCCUGGAAGAAAUACCUGAUGAAGGUCACCAAGAAGCAUUCGAGCUGCUUUAUUCCGAAAUCAAUAAAUUCCUCAAGGAUGGCAUCUGUAAAAAGGCGGCCAGCUCAAAGAAAUCGCUCUGGACGCUGAAGCAUCCCAAGGAAUUUCUGAGUUUUGCUCGCAUGGUUGCUCGCCCAGGCGCGGAUGGGGAGUGGGAGAAGCUGCUCAAGUCCCGGCCGUAUCGAUGUGCCCUUUUGUCGGGUGUGAUGAUGAUGGUUUUAGAAAAGCACGUCUUUUCUGAUCUCCUGUUUGGCGCUGGACCGGAGCAUGCGGAAGUGCUGCGCAUAGAGGAUAGUUCCAUGAUCAAUAUCGAGGGCUUCCGACGUACAGCCCUUCGGGCAGACACCAACCGCGUCUAUCUUGAAGCAACAGGCGGUGUUCCACCUCUGUUCUGGAAACGCGUAGACAAAAUCACCGCCCAAAUCGUAGCACUGCUCUCACCUCUUUAUGUAGGCCUCGGAGAAGACGCGCCAUCUCCAUCAUCGUAUCAGGCGCUACACAACAUCGUCGCUCUUGCAGGGUGGCUCAAUCUCGCGAUCAGGCUGUCUCCCAAGAUUACUGUUUUCGAAUGGGUCCAGCCCGGCGAGGCAUAUCGACACAGCUUUCUCUGCGUUGGAGACGAAAAGACGACGCCUUCAGAUAGCCGUGGUGAUACACACGAUGCUCGAAGUCGCACGCGCGUCAUGAUCUCGACGGCACCGAAAAUCACGAGACAUGCGCACGCAGUCAAAGGCCUUUUCGCUGGCACGGCGACGUACGAGGUGAUGCAGCCGCAUGUCGUCACAUAUACCGGGCUUUACGCGGACUGGGACGAUAACAUUGCGUUCUCUCCGCAGAGUCAUGCCGACAGCAGGUUUCCUUCGUCUUCUCCGAUUGGACUUUUGUCGCUGCUGAUGAACGCUAUACGGCUAGUAGCGAUGCUUUGCCUCGUGGGGGUUUUGGGUCUGAUGCUGUUCAGCGCCUGGGUUAGUGUCUUUGGAACGCGUGGUGAAUUGAUGCUGUUGCCGAUUCGACUGUCGUUCCGAAGUUUGAAGUGGUGGUUUGGUAUGAUUCUUCGAUAUAGUGAGGUGCACACUCAGUAUAGUGUUGUAAAUACUGGUUGGUCGUGGACGUAA